This is a messenger RNA of Seminavis robusta, 2031 nucleotides long. NCBI's taxonomy places the organism in Eukaryota, Bacillariophyta, Bacillariophyceae, Naviculales, Naviculaceae. The record is from the annotation of a GenBank genome assembly.
AUGAAGUUCAUCCCUCUUUUCUUUGGUGUGGCCGCGACCACAAUCGCCCCCGCCUUCUCCUACAGCUUUCUCCGUGGAGACUCUGAGAAACAUGACGUUGCCUCUUUGUUCGACGAGAUUGAAGACUUGAAGAGUGAGUUCCAAGGACACCGCAACUUGGGAACUCCAUUCGAGAAUAGUUGCAAUGCCCUACAAGUUGAGAUUAAUGGUUGUAAGAAUGACAUCGCCUGCUUGAAAGGCAAGCUCCCUGCCGCAAAAGAGAAGGUCAAGGCCAAGAGGAAGGAAUGCAAGCCCAAGACCCAGGCUACCCGCCAAGCCCAGAAACAGUGGGUCAACAAAAGGGAAGCUUGCAAAAAGUUUAGUAACAAGACUACUUCCUUCGACAUCGAAUAUGAGCGUUUAACCAAGGUGUGGAAUGACCUCAAGGAUGAAAGGAAUCAAUGUCAACAAAAGUGGAAUGCUAAAAGGCAGGAAGCUAAUAAGGCCCCCAAGAACAGCGAAAAACAAAAACAGCUUAAAAAACAACAAGGUGACCUGCUAAAGAAAAGGGAUGAUCUCACCACGAAACGAAACGAUGCACAAAAAGCGCAACAGAACUACAAGAAGAAUGUUAGAGACCCGAAAUUCAAAGAAUGCAGGGAUAAUAGGGAUGAUAAUCAGAAGACUUUCGUUGCGAACAGAGAGGCGAGCAAACCGUGCGAAAGGGAACUCAGGAAAGCAGCCAACCUCAAGGAAAGACUGAAGACGAGGAUCGCUAAUAAGCAGGCGAUUAGAAAGAGCAGGCGUGCGGCGAGGAGGAAGCGCAAACGCCAAAAGAAUAGACGUAAGAAGAGCAAGGUGGAAGUUGAAAAGGAACUGGUUGCAGGGCAGUGUGUGGCCGAUCAUUACUGUGCUACAAUCCGUGGAGACCCUCACAUCACUACCUAUGAUGGCCUCAGGUUUGAUUGUCAAGGAGAAGGAGAGUUCGUUCUGGCAAAGACAAUCGAUUCCGACAAUACCUUUGAGGUGCAGGGCCGCUUCAAGUCUACUGGAAAAUCCAAGAUGGUCACCAUCACACAGGGUAUCUCCAUUACUACGGGCGUUGAAGGCGAACCUGACUUGGAUGUCUACACGGAGGAGGUCGAUGGGACUUGUGUUCUGAUGUACUAUGUCGAUGGCAACGCAACUGACUUCUCCGAGCCUGUUCCAGGCAUUUCCUUUGAGGACAGUGAAACUGACUACAUCUUCUACACUGGUUCUGGUAUCAUGUACUCUGUGUCUGCCAAGGAUGGGAAAUUUGGCUGUGUCUUGAACUCCAAGCUGUGUCUGCCAAGAUCGUUGGUUGACGAUGAAGACAUUGUUGGUCUUCUUGGUACUCCUGAUGGCUCACCCGACAAUGACUGGACCACUCCCUCUGGAGCUGAAAGAAACCAAGAUGACAUUGGAAAGCCCAUGGGAUAUGCAUACUGUACCACUGACUGGUGUGUUCGCAACGCGGAGGACUCUAUCUUCGGUUACUUGGAGGGCACCUCGCAUGCAGACUACUUCAACUGUGAUGCUCCAUAUGACGCGGAUGCUACUUCUGCGCUGGAGUUGGACCCUCCUGCGGAAUGUGAGGAGUGCUGCACCGCGUUGAAGGCAACAGAUCCUAUCCAGUACAGUGAAUGUCUUGAAGAAUGUUCAAAUGCCCCCACGGGAGAAGGUGUUGAACAAUGUGUCAUUGACAUUGAAGAUGCUGCGGCCCUUAAAGAUUCAGAGAAGAAGUGCAAGGACCCCGUGAUUCCUGAUGAGACAGACAGGUCUGGUGGUGACACUUGUGCGACAGACACAAGGCCCUGUCCUGAUGGAACUGUUCUUUCCCGUGUUGGGCCCAACUGUCAACGAUGGCGAUUUGGAGAGUGGCAAGUGGUACCGCUCAAGUAUGGCCGGGUUCCUUGUCCGAUACAGGCAGUCCAGUGGAAAGGUGGGGAUUACUCGAGAAGCCAAGAUCUACCUCGAGGGAUCCAAGGAAGCAUUGGAGCUGAAGACCUUCAAGAGCUUUGUCCGUGUUGA